Lottia gigantea (owl limpet) is the source of this 615-nucleotide messenger RNA. RefSeq lists its product as hypothetical. Bases 16 to 582 code for a protein of 188 amino acids. NCBI's taxonomy places the organism in Eukaryota, Metazoa, Mollusca, Gastropoda, Lottiidae. The transcript is spliced from 2 exons. The record is from RefSeq and is a predicted model, not a curated record.
CCUCGUGUCACCAAAAUGAUGUGGAUUAUUUUCUGUACAUUGCUUGGCGUAUCAUCUGGUAAUCGUCUUUAUGCAAGAUUAACACCAGUGGAGGAUGUACCUGACCAAUAUAAACCAGAACUGGUACCCGUGGCCAACAUUGUAAUCAAUGGUGCCGUUCCUGAAUUAGUGCCACUUUCUAGCAUUCCAAUUCCUAAUGCUGUUCCACAGUUGGUACCACUUGCAAAUAUCCCAAUCGAGGAUGCUCGUCCACAAUUAGUACCACUUGCAAAUAUCCCAAUCGAUGAUGCUGUUCCACAAUUAGUACCACUUGCAAAUAUCCCAAUCGAUGAUGCUGUUCCAGAACUGGUACCACUUUCUCACAUUCCAAUUCCACAAGCUGUACCACAGUUGGUGCAACUUGCAAAUAUUCCAAUCGAUGAUGCCGUUCCCGAAUUGGUGCCAAUUUCUCACAUUCGAAUUCCUCGAGCUGUACCACAAUUAGUGCCACUCUCAAAUAUUCCAGUCAGUGAAGAAAUAGCACAGUUGGUGCCCCUAUCCUACGUUCCAAUAAAGAAUGAUCUUCGUGCAAGACUUGCAUAAUUGAGUAUAGAAAUAAAGUCUUCUAAAAUCUUU